Messenger RNA from Suillus plorans, 2589 nucleotides. RefSeq lists its product as uncharacterized. Gene Ontology annotation, biological process: cell migration; mitotic centrosome separation; chromosome segregation. The transcript is spliced from 4 exons. Gene Ontology annotation, cellular component: kinetochore; kinesin complex; centrosome. NCBI's taxonomy places the organism in Eukaryota, Fungi, Basidiomycota, Agaricomycetes, Boletales, Suillaceae. The record is from RefSeq and is a predicted model, not a curated record. The coding region runs from base 118 to 2172 and encodes 684 amino acids. Gene Ontology annotation, molecular function: microtubule binding.
GUGCAAGUCAAGAACCAAAUUGCAAGCAUUUCUCCUGUUUCCACCAAUUUUCCUUUCUCCUUUGAUAUUUUCUAGUGGUUGUGUUUCUAGGUUGUACUUUAUUUCUUUACAGGGUUCAUGACGGCCGUUCUGUCUCCUACAGAUGCCCUACGCAGAGAUCCAAUAAUGGCCUCCUUAGAAGACAACCAGUUAGAUUACUCCUCCACGGACUGGAAAGCGAAGUAUAAUGAGGUCGCCGAUAUGCUGGCAGAGACUCGUGCCGAACUCGAUGAAUUUCACACUUCUAGUAAAGAGCUUGAGGAGGAGUUAAUCAAGGAAAUAGACCGUACAGAGAAGGCACAACAGGAUCUCAAAGUCAAGGUCGCAAAGACAGAAUUAGACCGAGACGAAUGGAAGUCCAAAUUCAUAUCGCUACAGACCACGUACAAUACAACCACUACUUCCCUGCAACGAGAGUUAGAUACACUCAGGCAGGAGUCUCAGAAAUUGAAGGUCAGAUUGCGCGACCUGGAGUUGGGCAAUGAUGACCUCGAGAGAAAUGAGCGUGUGGUCGCGUCGAGUCUGGCGGAUAUAGAAGCAAGGUAUUCCAAGGCGCUGGAGGAAAAGAUAUUGCUCGAGCAUGAACUCUUUGACAAGGCUAAUUUGGAGGAAGAACUACAACGUGUCAAGGAUGAGCUACGAGAUUCAUCUGUAGAAAUUUCUAUCCUCAAAGAUCAGCUGAUAGCUGCUCGCUCUAGGGCACCGAGCAUUUUGACCGAAACUUCGGGUUCCACUACCGCUUCAUCACUAUUCCCUCCUCUUUCAACGGCUUCAUCGGAUGACAAUCUGCUUAGUACUCCGCCGCCGCCAGAUCUUGAACUAUCUGAUCUCUCUUCCAACGAGAAAUCCUCUAUUCCUACCCCUACCCGCCCGCCUUCUACCGCUGCCAACUCAAAUUAUGGACAGUCCAUCUUACUCCAGCGCGCAGGUUUCCAGCUGAGCAAACAUAACCCUAAUACUUCCUCACCUUCAUCAAUGGCUCGUUCGAACACCCUUCCAACCCUUGCUGCUUCACGCAACUCUCCUCGGACUCCUGCCCUUGUCCCACGGCCUGCCGCUGUUACUGCCAGUUCUAGCGUAUCCAACAUCACUGCCAUACCCAUGAUGGCAUCCAGAAGCAAGGGUGUUCAAAUGGUUUCCGAAAUGCGUGCUCGUGUCAGGAAUCUAGAACAGAAGAUUCAUACACGUGUUCCUCGCUUACGGAUGGGCAGCAAUGCUGGGCGGCAGGGAGCGACAAUGUCCACGAUGGCCUCCACAUCUACUAUAUCCUCUACAUUGUCAACCAAGAGUACCUUUACACGUUCUGUGAUACCGGACAACAAACUUGGAAGACCGACUCCACAGCGGCUUGGCGUAGACACUGUUUUGGCGAGUGGUGCGACUACUCCCAACCCUGAUAAUUCAGGAUGGGUUCUCAUUAUGGACGAUACUACUCCCUCUCCAAAUAAGGAUGCUGAGAAGGAACACGGACGCUCAUCUAGUCCCUCACCCCCCAGCGCUUUUCGCUGUGCAGUUCCUUUAUCGGUAUCAUCUCCUAUUUUUUCCAAGCCCAGUCAAUUUGGCCAAAGCACAAUGACCCAUAGUCGUCGACCUCAAUCACGCCUCUCCGGAGCAAGCCUCAGCACUACUGCAACAAUGAGUUCCAUACCUACUCCUUCGUCUCGCCCCGCGACUCCCACUUUUCUUCCCAUUCCGAUCUCCCGUCCAGCAGUCCCUGGCUACAAGAAGUCCACCGGACCAGGGACUGGUCCGCACGGCGGUCCAUAUAGUCAACCGAAACGUUCCUCUAUAGGUUCUAGCAAUGCUGGGUCACCUACGCCUUCUUCGGAUUCAGAGUUCCGCCCUCGUGAACGACCGUUCUCAUACAGUAGCAAAGUUCAGAAGGAUUUGAGAUCGCCACCACAGCUCCCUUUGUCGCACUCCAAUGUUACAGUUCGGGCAUCCUCUAGGAUCCCAUCCUCCGCCAGCAGUGCCUCGAUAUUGUCACAGAGCAGGAUUGGUCGACCUGCGUGGAAGAGCAGCGGAUUGGAGCUUCCUAGUCAGGACAAUAGCGGUUUGCUAGAACCUGACAAGAAACCUCGGGGCAGGUCUGGGAGCAACGUGCUCAAUUUUGGACGUGGCGGCGCUUCUUGACUUUUCUUCCUGAAUCUCUCAUUUUCCGUCUGUGAUAUGCUAUGCUGACUUUGGAGUGGCGCACCCUGAUGAACGUUUAGAUUACACGCAUCUUGCAUUUUAGGUCUCGAGGACCAUUACUCCAUGCUCACUCGUUUCGCGAACUAUUCUGCAGGGUGUACCUGCUGAUCCAUGCCUCGUAUGACAUUCAUGAACACAAACAGAACGAAUACCCAUUUACCAGCGACACUUCGCGCUUCUCCCCACUUCCGCUGGUGCCAUGAUACAUUACUUGUUUAUUUCUACAGCCGAUCUGUGCUCGUAUUUUUUUCUUUCCAUCUGUCAUUUUAUUUUUCUCUGCGGAAUUGUGUGAAUUAUUCUUAAUGAUCAUUUACGUAACCACAAUGACAAUGCUCUCCCCUUCGGGAACGUCCACUG